Molecule: messenger RNA, 772 nt
Organism: Momordica charantia (bitter melon)
Lineage: Eukaryota; Viridiplantae; Streptophyta; Magnoliopsida; Cucurbitales; Cucurbitaceae
Product: HVA22-like protein f
Source: RefSeq, a predicted model, not a curated record
GGGAAAAAAAAUCAAUCUAUCAUCAUCUAAGUUGAGAUUAGUCCUUUUAGCUUAUACAAGUGUUAGUCUGCAAAAUGGGUUUUCUUGGAUUUAGAGCCACAUUUAAUAUUUUGCAUGUUGCAACCGGAUUUGCCAUUAUGCUUCUCUAUCCACUGUAUGCAUCGACGAGGGCAUUGGAGAAGCCUUCAUCUCGAGAUCAUCAACAGUGGCUGACAUAUUGGGUUUUGCUCUCAUUUCUGACCCUCUUUGAACUUUAUUUCUCGAGUAUCACAUCAUGGAUUCCGCUUUGGCCUUAUGUAAAGCUGGUGUUUUUCAUGUGGUUGGUGCUGCCUAAUUUCAAGGGCUCAGCUUAUGUUUACGAGAAUAUUGUCAUGAAGUUCUUGAACAUUGAGAGUACAGAGAGAGCUAAUUACGAUUUGAAGGAGGAGGAGAAAAAAGAAGACAAAAAUGAGGACGAGUACGAGAAAGAAGAAGAAGAUGAGGACGAGGACGAGGAAGAAGAAGAUGAAGAAAAGAAAAUCUUCCAUGCCUGGAAGUUGGUGGAUGAUUACAUUGAUAAAAAUGGAGCUGAUGCUUUAGAAGAAAUUGUCAAAUCUGCUUUACAGGCAUCUGGGACGAACAAGCAGAAGCAAAUAUAAAGAGGAGAAGAAUAAAUAACAAGAGAUCUACGAUGGAUGUAUAUAUACUUAUAUAUUUUUACACAUACACAAUAGGAUACACAUACAAAUGUACCAAAUGCAUUUAUAAAAUUUGAUUAUAAGAAAUAAAUAGA